Fusarium keratoplasticum is the source of this 1401-nucleotide messenger RNA. Its product is annotated as Zn(2)-C6 fungal-type domain-containing protein. Bases 1 to 1401 code for a protein of 466 amino acids. The record is from RefSeq and is a predicted model, not a curated record. The transcript has 3 exons. Gene Ontology annotation, molecular function: DNA-binding transcription factor activity, RNA polymerase II-specific; zinc ion binding. Lineage: Eukaryota; Fungi; Ascomycota; Sordariomycetes; Hypocreales; Nectriaceae. Gene Ontology annotation, biological process: regulation of DNA-templated transcription.
AUGGCCCUCGCUAUCCCGUCAUCCAGUCACUCGAAUCCCUACCUCUGUAGUUCUGGUAAUCUGGUGACGGAUCCCCUGUCAUCGUCAGUGCCCAUGAUUUCGGUCAUGUCUUACCAAUACCCACCUCUGCCUCCUCUCAGUAAUGAGAUGGACAUGGCACAUUCAGGCUACGUGCCAUCCUACACUGUCCCUUCACAACAGCAGCUCUCUUCCUUGGGUAUGGCCAAUGUCCAUGAUGCACCAUUGCCCAGCCAAGACCACAACAUGGGCAUCAAGGGGCCGUUUUCAACGUCAAGCGCUACGCCUUUACACCCGCCGGAAACAGAAGCUCAGCAGCAACAGAUGGGUACCUCGGGAGAAAAGAAGAGAAACAAGCUUGGAUAUCAUCGCACCUCGGUAGCUUGUGGCCAUUGUCGACGUCGAAAGAUCAGAUGUAUCCCAUCCCCAUCUGAUGUCCAAGGUCGAUGCAUAAACUGCAUCCGUUUGAAGAAGGAAUGCAGCUUCUAUCCGGUAGACCAGCCACCACCGGACGACUCACGAGCGAAGCAAACCUCUCGAUCUUCGGCCGGCCCUAAGGGAUCAUCUGCCUCAUCAUCACCAGCAGCGUCUACUAGCAACCCAACGGAGCGACCUAAACCAUCGAAGCAACCUUUCAGCCCAUCAACAGCACAAGUGACGCCCGUCACAGCUCCAACAGUUACGGAAGCUCCCGGAAAUGAGGGCUUCCCACCUGAAAUGAGAGUGUCCUUACCAUCGUCGACAAAUCUUCCUGCCUUUGAGAUGGGUAACCAAAGUGUACCUACCUGGGUGCCAGCAGACUCAUCCCAGAGCCCAACAUCGAAAACAGCAGAACCCAACCCGACUUGGCGAUCUUACCCAGCAGAAUCGCCCAUGAGUGCCCAGUUCUCCCCAUUCUCUGUGUCUCCAGCGUCGGCUGGUUGGGCAUCUGGAAGUUCAGAACCCCCCUCUCGCGAAGACAUGGCCUGGGCUCAUUACGCGCCCCCAGUACGAUCCAUGUCCUAUGGUGGCGAGCCCAUGCCUGGCCAUCAUACACCUCAGUAUCAUCUGAUGGCCCCUAGCCGACAAUACGAGCGGAGAUCUUCUACGUUAUCCGAUGUCUACACUCCCGCGAUGGAUGGCAUGGUUCCGGGAUUCGAAGCAGGCACCACAACGAGUAUGGAUACGGCUGUUCCUCUCUCGGCCGGAGCAGUGCCCCCGACCGGCUUUGAGACUUGGGAGCAAUCACAAACACAAGCCAACUACACCUUCCCACGGAGUUCAGAGGCCUACGGCGCCUGGAUGUACGGGGAGAGGGGACGAGGCGCCCAACUACAGGCGGUUGACGCCAGCCAUCAACUCACCAAUAAUGGGGUCACAGCUGGCAUUUACCAGAACCGAUAA